Molecule: messenger RNA, 817 nt
Organism: Zerene cesonia (dogface butterfly)
Lineage: Eukaryota; Metazoa; Arthropoda; Insecta; Lepidoptera; Pieridae
Exons: 3
Coding region: 68-817 (249 amino acids)
Source: RefSeq, a predicted model, not a curated record
AGCUAUCACAUUCCGAGCAUGCGAUUAUCGAUAGCCAAUUUUCAAAUGUAAUAUCGCAAGGUUACCAAUGAAAUAUUGUCUGCUGUUAAUUUUGACACUGCUCGUGUCUACGUGGGGACAUCCGCGGCUAAAGACGCAAUCGCAGCAUGAAUCAAAUAUUUUUCGGGAUUUACAAUUAAAGGACCAUAAAGUGAGAGAGACGCAGCGAGACUGUAAAGGGAAGUGUGCCUCGAGUAUAGCGCAGAAGGCGGCAGCUGAGGCAAAAGCCGCACAAGCUGCACAAAACGCUGCAGGGGCCCAAGCGGCUCAUAUGGUCAAAACACAACUAGCAGAAAAAGCAUUGCAAGCGGCUAAAGCUGCAGAAGCAGCCCUUGCUGGAAAGCAAGCUGUCGUAGAACAGCUGCAACAAGAAGUCAAGGAAGCUGAAGCUGUGGUGGCUGAGAACUCUGCAGCUGUACAUCAACAGCAGACCGCUGUUAAUGCUGGUGUGCAAGCAGCUCAACAGGCUACAGCACAGCACAAGUUAUUGAUGCAAGCGGUUCAACUAGCUGGACAACUAGAAAAGGCGGCGCAUAGCCUGCUUGAUAAAAUAAAAUGUGGUCUACAGGAAAAGUGUCACAAUCUCUCUGAAUCACGGGCUAGGUUAGCCCACCUGCAGCACAAACUACAGUGCGCAUGCACCGAAUGUGCGGCCACAAAGCAAGCCGCACAUGCGGCGUGCGAGGCCGCAAGAGCCGCGUGUGGUAAUGCUAGAAGAAAGAAACAUAUAAUUAAGCGAAACGCUAUCGUACACAAAGUGCCUAAACCUGGACGAUGA